CAGAAGGGAUCAAAACACUUCGCGAUAGACUCUGGCCUUACUUAUGUGGAUAAAGAGUAUUAGUUAUAUUCUGGUAGUAUAGCUUGAGCUAUACUCCAGAAAAUAACUAAUAUUCUUUAUAAUUAUCUAAUCCCUACAUAAAUAUCAAUUCUAAGCCUUUGCUUUUACCUGUUUACUUUGAGCGACUUCUCGACUCGAGUGGCUAAUUCUCAAAUCGUAUGAAGUUUUCACUUCUUGGUUAAACUCGUUAAAUUCAAAGUAUAAAGAUUUUGUGAUUGGUCUUAAACGUGGUGCAGCAAAUCUCUAAUUCAAAACGACAUUCAAAGUUGUUCAAGCUGAAAAAGUGUUUAAUUCGCCAGAGUGAAAGGAUCAAUUAGCCGCUUCUAAUUUCUGUUCGUUUGAUCAAAUUAUAUGCAACACAUUACUCUGCUCUCAGAAAAUACGAAAUACGAAACAGUUUUGAGUGGUUUAUUCCUGACAGCAGCCGAAGUUUAGUUAUUAUACUGCAAGUCCUGGAACAAGAUGCGAACUAGAGUUUGUGUGAUCGGAGCGGGGCCUGCUGGAGUUACCACUCUGCGGGCCCUGCAGAGUCUGGAACCUGCAGUCACAGUCUCUGAGUCGGAAGGGUACGAAGUGGUUUGCUUCGAGAGAUACGAUACAAUCGGAGGUAUCUGGAACUUCAAGGGGGAAGAGGGAAUCGAGAAAGACGAAAUCGAAACGCACUCGCCGAUGUAUGAAGGCCUCAGAACGAACAAUCCCAAAGAAGUGAUGGAGCUUCCUGAGCUCCCGAUGUCUUUGAAACAAGAUGACCCCAAAAUCGGAAGUACCAGUUAUCCCUAUCGAAGUUACAUGCUUGAGUACCUUGAAGAGUUCGCCCGCAAGUUCGGCAUUGAAAAGUAUAUCAAAUUCAACAGUUGGAUUCAAAAUGUGACAUUUGACGAAAGCGUGAAAAAAUUCAAUGUCAGCGUGAAAGACCUGAAAACGAAACAGGAGAGAGAAGAGGUGUUUGAUUACGUAAUAGUAGCGACAGGUCACUUCAGUUGCCCGAAUUACGUAACAUACCCUGGCCAAGAAACGUUCAAGGGAACGGUAGUUCACUCAAAACAAUUUGUCGAUGAGGCUAGAUACAAAGGCAAACGAGUUCUGGUAGUGGGCUCUUCUUUCUCUGCCGAAGACAUAGCCAUGCACUGUCAGGCAGCAGGGGCCAAGUAUGUGACCAUAUCGUACAGGAGUCAAGCACAGCCCCUCGCCUACCCGGAGGGCAUAGAUGUCAGACCCAUUCUGCAGCUGAUAGACGGAAACACUAUCAGCUUCAAAGACGGCUCCAAGCAGGAUUAUGACGCAAUAAUCUACUGCACUGGCUACCUGCACAAAUUUCCAUAUAUAGAAGAAAAUCUGCAGCUGAAGACUCCAAACAGACUGGCUGUGCCUCUUUACAAACAGGUGGUGUUUCCGGACAACCCCCAGCUAUUCUACAUUGGCAUGCAGAACCAGUUCUACACCCACCCCAUGUUCUGGCUCCAAGGUCACUUAUGUGCCAAAAUCAUAAAAGGCGAGUACAAGGUACCUUCGAGGAGUGAAAUGAUGAAGGAGAUAGCGGAGAAGCAGGAGGAGGAAAGUAAGCUGCGGGACUUUUUCGAGGGCAUCGACUUCCAGACGGCGCACGUGAACGAACUGGCCCAAAUCACAGGUAAGACCAAAUGCGACAUGAGUGAGCUGAUGAAACAGUGGAUCAGGGACAGAAACGAGGACAUCAAGACCUACAGAGAGCAGACCCACUUCCACUCCAUCUUCCGACCACCCACAGCCACUCCUGCUGCUGCUGCUGCUGCUGCGCAAAAGUGGGAGCUUCUCGGAGAAAUCUGAUCAUGAAGGAC
Molecule: messenger RNA, 1877 nt
Organism: Symsagittifera roscoffensis
Lineage: Eukaryota; Metazoa; Xenacoelomorpha; Acoela; Convolutidae
Product: trimethylamine monooxygenase-like
Exons: 7
Coding region: 523-1866 (447 amino acids)
Molecular function (GO): NADP binding; N,N-dimethylaniline monooxygenase activity; flavin adenine dinucleotide binding
Source: RefSeq, a predicted model, not a curated record